Perca flavescens (yellow perch) is the source of this 992-nucleotide messenger RNA. RefSeq names its product proteasome 20S subunit beta 7 (gene psmb7). Gene Ontology annotation, molecular function: threonine-type endopeptidase activity. The transcript is spliced from 8 exons. Lineage: Eukaryota; Metazoa; Chordata; Actinopteri; Perciformes; Percidae. Gene Ontology annotation, cellular component: cytoplasm; proteasome core complex. The record is from RefSeq and is a predicted model, not a curated record. The coding region runs from base 60 to 893 and encodes 277 amino acids.
AAGAAGAAGAAGAGCCGUUUCCUUUACUUCCCGGAAACACACAGCUUUUAUUCACCAAGAUGGCGACAUUAGUAAUGAGCCAGGCGCCGGUCGGGGGUUUCAGUUUCGAAAACUGCAAGAGAAAUGCUGUUUUGGAAGGAGAGGCUAACAAAGUGGGAUGCAGCAUGCCUGCUGCUCGGAAAACAGGAACCACCAUCUGCGGUGUGGUAUUCAAGGAUGGCGUGGUCCUCGGAGCCGACACCAGAGCCACCGAGGGCAUGAUAGUGGCAGACAAGAACUGCUCCAAGAUCCACUACAUCUCCCCCAACAUCUACUGUUGUGGAGCAGGAACAGCUGCAGACACAGAGAUGACCACUCAGAUCAUCUCGUCCAACCUGGAGCUGCACGCGCUCUCCACAGGCAGGCUGCCACGCGUGGCCACCGCCAACCGCAUGCUCAAACAGAUGCUCUUCAGGUACCAAGGCUACAUCGGGGCUGCUCUGGUCCUGGGGGGAGUGGACUGUAACGGUCCUCACCUGUACAGCAUCUACCCUCACGGCUCCACUGACAAGCUGCCUUACGUCACCAUGGGUUCUGGCUCCCUGGCUGCCAUGGCGGUGUUCGAGGACCGCUACAAGCCUGACAUGGAGGAGGACGAGGCCAAGCAGCUGGUGCGAGACGCCAUCGCUGCGGGAAUCUUCAACGACCUGGGCUCUGGCAGCAACAUCGACCUGAGUGUCAUCACCAAAGGCAAGGUGGACUACAUCCGGCCCCACGAUGAGGCCAACAAGAAGGGUGUCAGAACUGGGGACUACAAGUACAAAAGAGGAACCACCGGUGUGUUGACGAAGCUGGUGACCCCGCUGAACCUGGAGCUGGUGGAGGAGACUGUCCACACUAUGGAUACCUCCUAAAUACAUUGGAAUGUGUUUGUUGUUGUAACUCAUUAUACCCCUCAGAAUUCCUAAAGUGGCAUGUUUUUCCAUGAUUUACAAUAAAAGUGCUUGAGUUGA